This is a messenger RNA of Triticum turgidum subsp. durum (durum wheat), 1386 nucleotides long. NCBI's taxonomy places the organism in Eukaryota, Viridiplantae, Streptophyta, Magnoliopsida, Poales, Poaceae. The record is from the annotation of a GenBank genome assembly.
AUGGAGACCCCAAAUGAAGUGACAUCGUACUCAUCCCUCUCCAAAAUUGAUAGCUACCACAGCCAGGCGGCUCCUAUGUCCGAUCUAGCUCCAGAAAACACAUACCCAGUGUAUGACUAUCUCUAUGAGCCAUCUCUGGAACCAGACUUUCCAUCUGAAUAUGGUUCAAGAGAAGAUCCCUUUCCGACAGCUCAAGCUAGCUCAACUAUCAACCUGAAGACCGUUCUAGGUGGUCUUGCUGCAAUUGUUUCGCGUCCAAGCAAGAUUGGGGAUGAUGCAUCACGGCAGCAAAGUUUCAGCACGGAUGUAUCAUUUCUAGGUGCUGGCAAGGAUGGUGAUUUGCAUUCAUCUGUUUGCGUUCCGAGUGCACCGCCGCUACUUGAGGCAAAUGCUUUACAGUUCAGUGCAUACAGGGAGGUGCUUCAGGCAGAUCCCCCGGAAUGGUUACCGGAUAGCUCUACCAGUGUAUGCCUGCAGUGCAGCUGUCCUUUCACAGCUCUGACUCGUGGAAGGCACCAUUGCCGCUUCUGUGGAGGUAUAUUCUGCAAAGAAUGUUCCAAGGGAAGAUGCUUGAUGCCCAUGAAGUUCAGACUGCGUGAUCCUCAGAGAGUGUGUGAUGCUUGCUACGAUAGACUUGAUCCACUCCAGGCCUUAUUGAUCAACUACAACAGUAAUGCCAUGCAGCCUGCCAAACAUGACGUCAUGGAUUGGACAAGUACGAGGAGCUGGUUGAAUUUGCCUGUUGGAUUAUCAAUGGAGUAUGAAAUAUACAAGGCAACAAACACACUGAGGAAAUAUUGCCAGGUUUCUAGAUUAAAUCCUGAGAAGUCAAUACCAUCAUCUAUCCUCAAGGGAGCAAAGGGGCUUGCUGUGCUCACAGUGGCCAAAGCAGGUGCAGUUCUUACGUACAAAAUGGGCACUGGUCUUGUAGUUGCUCGCCGAUCAGAUGGAUCAUGGUCUGCGCCAUCAGCGAUUUUAUCUGUUGGAUUGGGAUGGGGAGUGCAGAUUGGAGGAGAAUUGACAGAUUUUAUAAUUGUGCUUCAUGAUCUUAAAGCUGUCAAGGCAUUCAGCAGCCGCAUGCAUCUUUCUCUUGGGGCAGGAUUGAGUGCGGCAGCAGGACCAAUUGGCAGAGCCCUUGAAGCAGAUGUUCGAGCAAGUGAAAAAGGUUCUGGGAUAUGCUACACUUAUAGCUGCAGCAAAGGUGCCUUUGUUGGGGUCUCCCUUGAAGGAAAUGUCGUGACAACAAGAUCAGACACCAAUCUGCGCUUCUAUGGGGACGCCUACGUGACCACGACCGAUAUCCUGUUUGGGAGGGUGGAGAAGCCCAGAGCUGCGCAACCCUUGUACUCGGCUCUCGAUGAUCUGUUCUCAAAAAUGGUUUGCUAG